CGCACCUUUUUUCUUUUGUGUUAUAUUUUUUAGACAAUAUGGUGCGUUUGGAAGGUAUUUUUGUGCUGGUUUGUGCAAUUUUAGUUGCCAGGGUGGACUGCAAGAAAACAUUUGGAGAUAUGUUUCGUCACAAGCAAAAGGAUCCUUUUCCAUUCCUGAUUUCCGGGUGGGACCAGGACACCAAUCCGUGGGACGAAUUGCUGUAUCCCCCGUUCAAACAAGAGACCAAGCAUAGAUACGGUAAGCCUCACGUGCGCCUCACGAGCAACAGCCCCGCAAUGAAUGGCUCGUGCUUGACGUUUACAGCCAAGCUAGAAUUUCCUAGGUGCCAAAAAAAGGACUCCAGUGGCAACCUUGUGUAUGACGAGUACUGUGUAAACGCAGAUGGGCAGUUGCUUUCUGGAUACGUGUAUAACUGGAUGUCCUGGCUGGAUGAUUAUGGGUUUGGAAGGUGUACAGAUUUGAAGCGCUGCAAUGUAUUCCCUGAUGGAAAGCCAUUUCCCCAGCACAGUGACUGGAGGCGCAGAGAUUAUGUCUAUGUAUGGCACACUAUGGGUCAAUAUUUUGAGACAUGUGAUGGCUCUUCCUCUAGUCUGACACUCAGCACCACUAACUGGGCAUUUGGAGCUGGGGUGAUGGAGGUUAUGGUGUACCACAAGAGUGAAUGGAGAAAGUAUUUCCCCUUCUCCACUGACAGCACAGUGUUCAUCAUCACAGAUCACAUCCCAUUGUUUGUGAAUAUUUCCCAGAAGGAAGCAGAGAACAUCACUGAGAAAAAUGUUUUUAUAAAGGGAUAUGACAUCAUCUUUAAAGUUCAGAUUCACGAUCCCAGCAGCUACCUGAGGACAGCAGACACAGUUGAUUUUAUUUGGACUUUUGGGGAUGGAAACCAGCUGGUCACACAUAGUAACAUAGCAACCCAUGCCUAUGGGACACUUGGCAACAUCACAGUGAAGCUGAUCGUGAAGGCAGCUUUCCGCACCAAAUGUCCUCCACCAACUCCUCCACCCACACAUUUUAGUCUACCGUAUACAGUGACCACACCCCCACUAAGUACUCCUUUAGCCAGUCCCAAAGAAGAGACCACUGAGGUUAUCACCUCUCCAUCUCCCUCUACUGAGCUCUCCCCUACAUAUCCAGAGAUGACUACUAACAUGACUCUGAAUGGGACUAUGACCACUGACUCAGGGGUCGGCUCCUCCAACAUGGUGCAACACAUACACAUCACAGAAUCUGAGUGUUUCUGCGACAUGUAUGGAACCUUUGAAGACCAGAUUGUCAUAAUUGAAGCCCCUUCUUCUUUUCACCACAUGCUGCCAAAUCAAAUUGUGGAAGUGUCUGCUGUGAAGGUGACGAACGCUACUGUGAACAUUGUAGUUACAUGUUUAGACAGUCUCCUUUCUUCAGUAUGUACCACUAUGGCUGACUCUACCUGUCGCCAGGUGAUGAGCAUCAUGUGUGAUGAUGUGAAUUCACCUGAUGAAGGUUGCCACGUUAGCCUGAAAUGCACGUUCCAUGAGCCAGGAACCUACUGUGUCAACAUCACUUUGGGGUUGCCUGGUGGAUUGGCAUUCACUACCACUACUGUAACUAUUGGCAACAUCUCUGGCAAUGGUUCAACUAGACUGGCUAUGACAAUGCUGGCUUGUGGUGCUGUGCUACUUGUCAUCUUUGCCUUCAUCACAUUCUUUGUAUACAAACGCUACAAGGUUUAUCGUCUGGCAAGGCGCCCUAGGCUGGAAGACACCAAUGGAGACGACCUGGUCAGGAGUCCCCUGAGUAGGCUCAGGGUGCUGCUGUUCCCAGUCAAUGAGGAACAAAGCCAUCUGUUGACUAACAGACACUUGUGAACUUAAUAUAUUACCUGAAGACCACUUUGUGGAUUCUUGAAGUUUUCUACAUGUAUUCUAGCAUUCUCAAAACAGCAAAACGCACUAUCAAUAAUUUGGAAAUAUGUAAAUGCAGUAUUUUCAAAGCAAAACUUUCCCCAAAACUAGAGGUAGAUUUAACUUUUAAACUGUAAUAUGAAUGCUAGUCUGAAGCAAUGAAGGUUACAAUAUUGCUUUCAGCAGAUCUUUGUCAUGUUUUGAAGGGCUCUAUAUUCGUCUAAACAUUUCCUACCAAGCUUUUUUCUUGAUUUAAUGUAAUUAACAGUUCUAAAUAUAUUAACCUCCAAGUGAAAAUGGCCAAAACAAUUUUGGAAACUUUUUGUAUGCAUGUUAUUUUAUAAAGGUCUCCCGCAAUCUAGUUUCAAUUAUAAAUUUAAAUGUGACCAAGAC
Messenger RNA from Electrophorus electricus (electric eel), 2279 nucleotides. It is a transcript of the gene gpnmb, whose product is annotated as glycoprotein (transmembrane) nmb. Lineage: Eukaryota; Metazoa; Chordata; Actinopteri; Gymnotiformes; Gymnotidae. Gene Ontology annotation, molecular function: integrin binding. Gene Ontology annotation, biological process: cell adhesion. The record is from RefSeq and is a predicted model, not a curated record. Gene Ontology annotation, cellular component: plasma membrane.